AUGGCCGACCCGGGACACCGCGAGCGAGGCCUCAAGGCGGCCAUCAAAAACCCGCGGGUUUCGGAAGAGGCCAAGCAGCGUGACCGCGAGAUCCUGGAGAACGAUGCUGACGAGAUUGUUCUGUGCAGUGCCGGCGGCUACAAGGCGGCCAUCAACAACCCUCAUGUCUCGGAGAAGGCCAAAGACCGCGACCGCAGGAAGCUGCACGACAUGGGAGAGAUUUAG
This is a messenger RNA of Lasiosphaeria miniovina, 225 nucleotides long. RefSeq lists its product as uncharacterized. NCBI's taxonomy places the organism in Eukaryota, Fungi, Ascomycota, Sordariomycetes, Sordariales, Lasiosphaeriaceae. The transcript has 2 exons. The record is from RefSeq and is a predicted model, not a curated record. Gene Ontology annotation, cellular component: cytoplasm. The coding region runs from base 1 to 225 and encodes 74 amino acids.